AUGAAUAAUUAUAUUUGGAAUAACACAUAUUCUUUAGAAUUUUUAAGUGAAGACUUUUAUGAUUUGAAUAUUAGUACGAAAGACAAUGUGUACGAAAUAAUAAAAAAAAAAAAAGACGAGAAUGAAGUUGAGAGUUUGAGUAUAAAUAUCAGUAGUCAUAUAUGUAUGUUUGUUCAAUUAAUAGAUAAUAUAAUUGGGAAAUUAAGUUAUAGUAAUGACAUAAUAAAUGAUACAUUAAAUUAUAAGAAAUUGUCUGAUGUUUUUAAUUUUAUAAAAAACCAAUUAUAUAAUUGUGAUUAUAGUUUAUUUUUAAGAAUUUAUUCAAUAUAUCAUACUUAUAAUCAUAGAAAAAAUGGAUACUUAGAUGUCAAUAAUUUAUAUAACUUCAUUUUAGACAUUAUUAAUAAAAUUGAAAAUUUAAAUGAAAAUCAUUUUUUAAUAUUACCUGGAGGUUUUUAUUUACAGAAAGAAAAGAUGUUAGUAAAAAUUUUAUAUAUUAUACACAAAAAAAAUAAUUUAUAUAGUUUUGCAGUAUUAAACAAUUCUAUAUAUGGAACACAAUAUCAUUCAUUUAAAAUCGACGAUAUAGACAAUUUAGGUAUUUUAUUAAGAGAUGUAGUAUUGUGUAUAAAGAAUAUUCAGAAAAAUUAUUUAACAAAUUCAUUGUUUUGGUUAUGUCUAUAUCGUUUAUAUAUAUUUCCUAAUGCUGAUAAUGUAGACAUAUUGUAUCAAAUAUUAUUGCCUUAUUUAAAUAAUUCUUUUCUUACAAAUAAUUGGAACAUAUGUGAUAAUAAUACAAUAAAUGUGGUUUCUGAUGAAAAUGGUUCUAAAGAUCAUUCGAAUGGUCUUAUGAACACAAAUAAUAAUAUAAAUAAUUCCAAUAACAACAACAAUUUUAAUAAUAAUAAUAAUUAUAAUAAUAAUUUUAAUAAUUAUAAUAAUAACAACAAUUAUAAUAACAUUUAUAAUAAUAAUACACCAUUUGAUAUGAAUUUUUCAAAUUUUAAUAAUAAUUUAAAUAAUAACAUUAAUAAUGUACAAGCCAAUUUGGGUAAUGGACCAAAUUAUAUGAACACGUCAGGUAAUAAUUUUAACGGUUUCGAUAAUUUUAAUAAUAUAAAUAAUUUAAAUGAUUUUGAUGUAUGGAAUAAUUUUAAUUUUAAUAAUAGUGAUAAAUUUCCAAAUGAUUUAAAUUAUUUUAAUGAUUUCGAUUUGAAUGUGUUUCAAAAUAAUAAUAAUAAUAAUAAUGUAAUGAUGGCUAGCCAAAAUAUACCUGUCCAAUUUUCUGAACAGGCAAGGUAUAAUGAUAAUAAAAAUGUGAGAAAAAAGAAAAUUCGUGAGAAGUAUGAGAAAUAUGGAGGUAUAUAUGUAAAUUUGUAUAAAGACAAAUUUACUUCAUUUUCAAUGAGUUUAUAUUAUAGUAUGAUAUAUAUGUUAAAGGUUAUGAACAUUGAAGAGGAAGAUAUUGAAGUAUUUAAAAUUUUUAUAUAUUAUAGUAUUAUAUUAAAAUUGUGUGACGAUUUAAUACGAUACGAAUAUAUAGAAAGGAGAAAGAAUGAAAUGGGAAACGUAAGGAGUAGUCAGCAUGAUAAUAGUAAUAAUAAUAACAACGAAGUUAAUAAUAAUAAUAACAAUAACAAUGUUAAUAAUUUUUAUGGUAGUCAGGUUAAUAAUUAUAAUAAUAACUUUGGUCAUAAUAAUGUGUCAUCUAUAUAUAGCAAUAAUAAUAAUAGUGAACUUCACAAGAGUGAAAAUAAGAACGAUCCUAAUAGAAUCGAUGAUAUAUUUUUUGUGUUUUUAGAUAUGAGUGUAAGAAAAUUGUGUGUGUUGUUUCAUUUAUACUUUUGUAAGAUGAAGGUUGACGUGUACGAUAAAAGUAAGAUGAUUAGAAGUAAUGUGUUGAAUGAAAUUAUGAAGAAAAUAUUAUUUGUUAAAUAUAUGUAUAAUAAGAUAGAAUUAAAAAUUUAUUCAGAUUUAACAUUAAAUGUUGAUAUUAUUAAGAAUAGGAAUUAUGUUAAUUCUAUAAAAUUUCCUUUGUAUAUAAAAUUUGAAGAAGAAUUGUUUAAAAGUUAUCGUAAAGUUGAGAUAAAAAAAGAUAUAAAUAUGCCUAUAUCAUUUUAUAUAUCUCGACGUAAUGUUGAAAGUUUUAAUGAUUUAUAUGUGAUAUUAUAUGAAACAAAUUUAAUUACAAAUAUCUUAAUAAAUCAAAAAAGUUAUAUAAAACAUUGUUAUAUAUUAGCAUUCUCAUUUAUUAGUCAUGUAUUAAAUAAUGUAAUACCUUCUACUAAACAUUUUAUUUAUUUGUCAAAAUAUGCAAAAUUGAAAAGAGGUUUACAGUUGAGUAUUUUUUAUGAAAUAUACCGUAUGUAUAACAAUAUAUAUUUUAUAUCAUGUUCAUUACAUGAAAAUAAAGAAAUCGUUAUGUAUAAAAUAAUUAAUAGUUCUAUGUUAUUAUUUUUAUAUGAUUUCUUGUUACGAGUUAAAUGUGUAGAUGUAUGUUCAAUUUUUUCAAUACAUUAUAAUGGUUUUACGAACGAUUCUAGUUAUUAUAUGAACCAAAAGAGGCGGAAAAAGCAAAAGAAAUAUAUAAAAAGUAAAAAUGAUAGAAAAGGAAGUGUGGUAAAUAAGAGUAAGUAUAAUGACAAAAGUAGUAAUAACUAUGAUAAUAAAUACAACAAAUUUAAGGAUAGGUACAAGGAUAGCAUGAUACAUAAUAACGUGAAUAAUAUAUCGAUGAGUAGUUAUAAUAGAAAUAGUGAUAUAAAUAAUAGUAGUUCUAAUAAUGAGUAUAACGAUGACUCUUUUGUUUAUGAUAAUAUAAAAAGAUUGAAGAAAUGUCGCAACUUUAAUGAUAAUGAUAGCUAUUCCUCUCUAGACGAAUUAGCACAUGCAAGUGAAGGUAAUAUUAGAUUAUCUGGUUAUUGUAUCGAUAUCUCUGUGUUGGAAUGUUUUAGUAACUUCUUUUUAAUUAUAAACCCUAAAUUAAAUAUAAUACGAUCUGAUGUUAUAGAAUAUUUUUACAAAAUCAAUGAAAAGAAAAUAAAUAAGAAUAGUCAAUUAUUUUUGUUUGAAAAAAGUAAUGAUAUAAAUAGAAGUGAAAUAGAAAUAUUAGAAAAUAUGAGUUUAGAUUUAGGAUUCGAUAGGAAGAAGAAUGAUAUAAUAGAAUAUUAUUGUGGUGAAUGCAUUUUAUUUAAAAAUUUAGUACCAGAAUUUUAUCAUUUAAGAGAUAUGUUAUUUAUAUUUAAAUCAUAUAUGUGUCCAUAUAUAGAAAAGUUACCACAAGUAAAAGUGUAUAAAUAUGAUGAUAUAAAUUUAAAAUUUGAAUAUAAGAAUAAAUUAAUAAUAAGUGUAUUUAAUAAAAAGAUCGAUAUAUGUGGAUAUAUGUGUCCACCGAAGGAUACAAAAUUUAAUUUCUUUUCUUAUAUAUAUCAAUUUAUUCAAACACAAGAAAAUAAAAAGGAUAAUUGUAUAUUAACAUAUUCAAAUCCAAAUAUGUAUACUACGGAUAUAUAUAUUGAAAAUGAAUUGGAUGUAUUAUAUGUUAAUGAUUUACCAUAUUUUCAUCCAUCUUUAGAUUUGAGAGAUGUAGAAAUCUUAUUACAAUAUUUGACUGUACCAUAUAUACGUAUACCAUUAAUAUUAGAGUUUUUUUGUGAUAAGAAUAGAAUAAAGAGUUUCGAAUCAUUUGAUAUACAACAGUUAAUAUUAUGUAUUUUAUUUGAGCCUUAUAUUUUUAAAAAUAAAUAUAAAAAUGUAGAAGAAGAUAAUUUCAUACCUUCUAAGGAUAGAAAUAUAUUUGCUACAAAAUAUGGUUUAUUAAUAAACGAAUUAAUACAUAGUCCAAAAAAUGUAUUAUGUAGUGUCUAUUCUUAUUUAGAAAUAUUUUUUAGUUUUGAUAAUAACAAUAGUAUAAAUCAAAAGGUUAUAUUUAUAUUUAUAAUUAUUAUAAGUUCAUACGUUAAUUCUUAUAUAAAAUUAGUUUUAGAGACUAAUAAGGAAAUACGCAGAAAUUUGAACAAUAUUGAAAAUAUUAUAAAUAAGAAUAAGCUUAUCAAGAAAAGGAAAUCGUAUAGGGAAAAAUCGUAUCCUCAUAAAGAUAUCAUAAGACCCUCCGAAGAAGAAAAAGAAAAGAAAAAAAGAACUAUAUCAAAUUAUGGUAAUUGUGAUAUUAAGAAGGAUAAUAAUGGUAUUAAUAAUAACUCUGAGGAACAUAUUAAUGGUAUUCAUUUUGAUGGUAAUGAGCGCACGUAUUAUAAAUACAGAAAACAUAUAGAAAAAAGAGAAAGGAAACGAAUGUUUAACUUUUUAAACAAACUUAAAAGGAAGCUAAUAAAGAAUGAUUUAUAUUGUUCUGAUGAUGUCUUAAUGAAUUUGGAAAAAUAUUAUAAAAUGAUAAAAAAAAAAUUACAGAAUGAUGUAUUAGGUUUAUUAUUAAAAAAUAUUCAGAUGUGUAUUCAAAAGAAUGAUAUAACAACUGGUAGUAUAUUUUAUGGUUGUAUUUUAUUAAUAUAUCGAGAUAUAAAAUUUAGAGAAUUAAAUAAGAAUAAUGUAAAACAUAUUUUAUCUUCUAUCUUUUUUAUAUUAACAUAUUAUAAUUUCAGUGCAGAAACAAAUUAUUCAGAUUUAAAAAAUAUAUAUGGUUUGGGUUCUUUAUUUGUAAAUAAUAACGAUGGUACUAAUAAUAGUAAUAUUGUAGGAGAAACUAGAUAUUCUUUACAAAAGAGUACGAAAUUAUGCACAAAAGAAAAUAGCUAUAAUGAGACAGAUAGCUUUUCUCUUUUAAUUAAAACGUUUUCUUUAUGUGAAUGUGAUUUAUUUAUAUCUAUACAUAAGUAUAGAAAUAUGUUAUUAAAAUAUUUGGAAAAGAAUGAAUUAGAUCGGAAUAUUAUAUUUGAGCAUACGAUACAUAUAUGUGCAUGUGUCCAUGACAAUACACAUAAUGAUAAUAAUAAUAAUAAUAAUAAUAAUAAUAAUAACAACAAUAUUGGAGGUAGUGUUAAAAAAAAUGUGUAUUAUAAUAAUAGAAUGAAUAAACAUAAUGCUAAUGUUUUCCUGAAUUUUCGUACGAACGAUAAUAUUAUAAGAAAAUGGCUACCUGUGCAUAAAUUUAAGCAUGUAGGAAUAUAUACCAUUGAAGAUAUAAAGAAUGAGAAAAAUAAAAGAAAAUAUUUAAGUAAUACAAAUGAAUAUUUAGAACAGGAAGACAAUCUAGGAAGACAUACAAAAAUGACAAAAAAUUAUUAUGAUAAUGAAUAUGUAAAAGAUAAUAAUUAUCAUGACAUGAAUAGGAAUUAUUAUUUUACUUCAUCUAGUAGCUCUUCUUAUGAUAUGGAUGACGAUUUUUCGUCGUCAGAGGAAGAUAGUAGUAGUUAUAAUGAUGAGAUAUCGUUAUCGUUUUGUGAGGAUAAUAUGAAUGAAGAUAUUAAUGAAGAUGAAAAAAAAAAAAAGAUGACAGGUAAGGAAGAGCAAAUAAUAGUACAAUAUGAAAGAAAUAAUAUGGAUAAUAUGUCAUAUGAUAUAAUGAGGAUGGAAAAAAAUGAGAAAAAGAAGAAAUACAAAAAUUAUAAUAAAUAUAGUAAAGGUAUGAAAUUAAAAAAGAAAUUAAAAUAUGACAAUUAUAUUGAUAAUAAUAAUAAUAAUAAUAAUAAUAAUAAUAGUGAUAUGAAGAAAAUAAAUCCAUUACAUGACACAGAGUCCAUCAAUUCUAAUGUUAUGAAUAAUUAUUUAAGCUUACCUUCCUUUUUUAAAAAUAGUUAUUAUAAUAAAGAUGAUAAUAAUAUUUCAUAUAAUAAUAAAGUGAAGAGAAGAAAAAAUUUAAUUACAAGAAAGGAUAGUAUAUUAAGUAAUAAUAAAUAUAUAUCGUAUAUAAAAAAUAUAAUAAAAGAGAAAAAUAUCUUAAUUAAUCUUCAAUUAUUUACAUUUUCUUAUAAGGAUAAUAAUAUAAUAACCUUGAAUGAUAAUAUAACAAAAUUUAAAAAUUAUAGGGAUGUAUUUUUAAAUGGAAGUAAGAAUUUUAUGAGUAUAGAAAGACGAAGAAGAGGUUAUAGAAUGAAAAGACAUAUGAAAGUAUUAAUAACACAAUCUUAUCAAAAUUUUUGUUCAUUUAAUAUAAUAGGAAAGAAACAUAAUUUAGAAGUGUGGAGAAAUUCAAGUAGGAUAACAUAUCAUAAUUUAAUGUCUUAUCCUUUUAAUAAGUCUAAAAUAUUUUAUUUAAAAUCAUCAUCUCUUUUGAAUAAUAUAAAAACUGUGAACAAUAAUAAUAAUUUAAAUAAUAUAAAUAAUAUAAAUAUAAAUAAUAAUGCUCAAAAUAAUGAUCAUAAUAAUAAUAAUACAGUGGGACGUGAUGAAAGUCUUAUGAUUACUUUCAACAAUUUUCUUUUGAAUGAAGUUAAAUGUGGUGUAUUAUAUGAACAGGAAAAUAAUGAUAUAUACAUAAAAUUAAUAUGGAAAUAUAACAUGAAUGAAUUGGAAAGACUUACUAAUGAGAAUAAUAUAAAAAGUGGUAAUAAUAAAAACACGGGUGAGGACAAUAAGUUGCUGGAGAAUGAUAUGAAAGAUGAAGAACAUAGGAAGAUGUUAAAAAGAAAAAGAAAGAAAGAAUUAUAUGACUUAAAAUCUUUUAAUAUAAAUUAUGAGACACAAAAUAUUGAAGGUUUAUUUAAUUUUAAAUACGAAGAAAAUCAAUAUGAUAGUAGUUUGAUAAAUACCACAAGUGAAUCCUCAUAUAGUAACUGUAGUUCAUAUAAUUCUGUAUCCAAAAGAAUGUUAAAUAAUAUAAAUGAUGGGGAUGAAAAUAAAAGUGAUAUAUCUUCCAAAUCAUUUAGUAGUAGCGUACUUAUGAUGAUGAUGAUGAAUAAUAAGAGUUCUUCAAAUUUAUCUAGCUCGGAUGAUAACAUCAUUAUAAGUAAUAAUGAUAAUAUGAAUAAAGAUAAUAUUAUUAAUAAUAAUGAUAUGAAUGAGGGUGUUUAUUAUAAUGUUGAUAUAAAUUCAAAAGAAGUAGACCCGAUCUAUAAAGUUAAUAACGAAUCUGUACAAAUAAAUUAUAAUAAUAAAAAAAAUGAAGAUUAUAUUAAUAUAGGAAAUAAUAAUUUAAUGAAAAAAAAAAAAAAAAAAAAAUAUAUUACUGAUGGUAAAUGUGAUUCUUUAUUAUAUACGAAUGAUGAUACGUUUAACGAAGGUAACAAAAAGAAUAUUAUUAAUAUAGAUUUAAAUAAAGAAAAAAAAAAAAAAAAAAAAAAAGAUUCCAUAAGUAAAGAUAUAAAAAAGAAGCAUAAUUAUAAGAAUCUUAUGAAUUUAAAUAUAGAAGAACAUGGUUUACGAGAAAUAAUUUAUCGUAAGGAUGUGGAUUGUAUAUUUAUAUAUAAUAUAUUUUUUCAUAUGAAUCGAUUUAUAAAGAAAUUAUAUUAUUGUAGUGAUAUAAAGAAAAUAUAUUUUUCGACAAGUAUUAAUAGAUGUAAGAAUUUGUUUUAUCAUUUUGAAAAUAACAAUGUACGUUUGUGUUAUUAUAAUAACAGUGAAGGGUAUGAAAAAUAUCAUGUUAAUAUAUCUCGAAAUAUAUAUAAUAAUAUACAAGUACAGAAUUAUAUGAGUCCAAAUUAUUUGUCAACUUUUGUUCCUUCCAUAUUAUUAAAAAAUUAUAAUUUUUGGUAUAAUAAUAAUGAUAAUAGUUUAAUUGGUGAAAUAAAACAUAAUAAGAAAAAUAAGAAAAACAAAAAUUUUAUUAUAUAUAUUAAGUUGUUUAAUGAUAAGGGAGAAAAUCAAUAUGACACAAUUAAUAGUAAUAAAAGUGUUGGCAAUAAUAAUAAUAAUAAUAUUAAUAAUAAUGAGAACAAUAUAUAUGUUAAUGAAAGUGAAAAACGAAUGAACACAAUAUUUAAUCUUAUGAACAAUUCAGGUGAGAAAAAAAGGAAUAUUCCUAUUUAUCCCUAUGGUGUUAUACAAAAAUUAAAUAUAUUUAACUCAAGAAAAAUGAAUGAACAAAAAAUUACAUCAUUAAAAGUGAAUGAAGAAUAUAAAGCUUUAACACUUAUAAAUAUAUUAAGUGUUGAGAAUAACAAUGUGUAUAAGGAUUUUUAUAAUAUAUUAAAUAGAUUUGAUCAUAUAACAUAUAUAUUAAUGUAUACAUUGAAUGUACCUAUACUAUUUAAUGAUAAUACAUUUACACAGGAUAGUAAUAAAAAUAGAUAUAUAAAUGAUGAUGAAAUUAAUUGUAUGAACAUAAAUGUUGAUAUAAUUGAAAUCCCACGUUUAAAUUUAACUUUAAAAAGAAAUAAUAUCGAUAUAAAAAUAAAUACAAAUGAAAAGAAGAGUAUUGAUUAUGUAGAUAAUUAUAAUGAGAAAUCUGGUUUAGGAAGAAAUAAGAAUACAACAAAUAAUAGUUGUAUGAAUAAUAAUAUAAAUAAAAAAGAAGGAUGUAAAUAUUAUUUUGAAGAGUUAAAUAUGUUUAUAUAUAAUGGUAAUAUACAAAAAUAUAAUUAUAUAUAUAAUGUAAUAAAAAAAAUGAAUAAUACUGUAUUAUUACAAAAUCAUAAAAAUGAUUUUUUUUUCUUAGUAUCCUUAUUAAAUAAACCAUUUUUUUUAAAUAUUUCUACUUUGUACAAAGAAUUUAAUAAUAAAAAUAUACAUUUAUGUACAUUGUUAGAAAAGCAUAUAAAUGUAUUACUAAAGAAUUAUAUGUACGUAAGUAUAUAUUAUCACAAUUUUAAUAUAAAUACAACCAAUGGUAAUAAAUAUUUCGAUUUAUUAAAUGAAGAUUAUAAUAAUAAUGGUAAUGGUCGAAAUGGUUGUUCCUUACAAUAUAUUGUAUUAUCUAUACAUAGUUCAAAAUUAUUUUUGAACUUUAGAAAUUUGUAUAGUUGUUUUUUUUUUAUUGUAUAUAAGUAUUUAAAUAAGGAGCAUGAAGAGGUUAUAGAAUAUUGUAAUAAUUUAAGUAUAUGUAAAGAAGAUAUAAAUGAAAUCAAUUAUUUAUUAAAUAUUUUAAAUUAUUGUGAUUAUUCUAUAUAUUCAGAUGUUGAUUCUUGUGCAUGUCGUUUGAAAAUUUUCCUCACAUUAUCAAAACAGAUAAAAAUAAUAUUACAGAAAAAGCGAUAUCGAAUUAAUAGUAAGAAAAAGAACUCAUGGGAUGUAAACAAUUAUUAUAAUAUAUUUAAUUAUGUAAAAUCGUUGUGGAAUAUAGAAAAGAAUGAUGACCAGGAUGAUAGUAGUAAUAAUGAAUUGUAUAAUACUAAUGAUUAUUAUAUAAAUAAGAGGGCUUAUAAAGAUAAAUAUUAUAUGUUUGAUAAGAAUAAAGGUAGAUCCCAUAGUACAAUGGGGCAUAGAAAUAUAUAUACAAGUAAGAAUAAAAUGAAGAAUAAGCAUAGGAAUGAUAAGAAUUAUUAUGAUAAAGAUGAUACAAGAAACAAUGUACAUACAUCUGACGAUAGUAAUAAUAGUAGUAUGUAUAAUACAUUGAGUAAUAUUUCUUCGUCAAGUGAUGAUAAUAAUGUAUCCUCUGAAAAGGAUAUUAAAAGAAAAGAAUUGGAUGCUGAAGAAAAAAUUAAUGAAGAUGGUGAUGAGGAAGAUGAUGAUCAUAAUGAUAUCAAUAAUAAUAAUAAUAAUAAUAAUAAUAAUAAUAGUAAUAAUAAUAAUGUUGAUACCUUAAAAAUAUCUAAUAAAAAGAAAAGAAAAAAAUUAAAAACAAAAUUGGUUGGACGAUCAGGUGAUGAAAAGAGUAAAAAUAGAACUAAAGAACAUUUUAAUAAUAAUAAAAAGAAAAAGAAUAAUGUUAAUAAUAAUAAUGUAGGUGGUAGUAAAAACUUUAUGGGUAAUCAAAAUGUAUAUUAUAAUGAUGAUAAUAAUAUGGAUUCUAUUAUUGUUUACUGGGAUAUAUUUAAAGAUAUCGUUUUUUAUAUUAAUAAUUUAUUAUAUAUAAAAGCAAAAUGUAAAUUAACUAUUGAUGAAGAAAUAUUUUUAUAUCAAAAUUGUAAUAUUAAUAUACAUAAACAUAAAUUGAUUUAUAAUAGAUAUAUAAUAUUGAAUAGUAUUGUAGAAUCUAAAUUAUCAUCAAAAAAUGGGAACCCCUUAUUUUUUUAUAAUAUCCUAAAAAAGAAACAAAUAGAGAAUCAAAAGAAAAUGAGAAAUUAUGAAAUAUGUAAAAAUAAAAAGAGGAAUAUUUUUGAAAAUUUGUAUAAUAAUAAGAAUGAAGAAUGUAAAAAAAGUAAUAUUCACGACAUAGAUGGUAAGGAUAGUCCAAUGGAUAAUUCUAACCUUGGAUAUGGAAAUAAUAACUAUAGUUCUAAUAUGUUAUAUGAUAAUACUAACAAUUCUUGUUUUAUAAAUAAAAAGGAAAAUAAUAUAAGUUUUUUAAAUAAAGAAGAAGAAGAAGAAAGAAAAAAAAAGAAAGAAGAAAAUAAAUACAAGUUACUAAAUUUAGAUAGUAUAAAAGAUAAUUUGUUACAUAUGAAAGAAAUGAUAAUAACUAACCGAAUAGAACAGAAACAUGCAGAUUUAAAUAAUUUAGUGGUAUCUAUUAAUGUUCCUAAAAUAGAGACAGUAAAAUAUAUAAAUAAUAUUGAUGAAAAUAUUUUUAUGAAUAUUAAUUUAUAUGAUAAUAUAGGAAACAUUAUUAAUAAUAUAAGUUAUAAAAAAUUAGAAGAUAAGAAUAAUGUAGAAGCAUUAAAUUAUUUAAAUAAUUUAAUUAAUACCAUAGGUAUACAUAAUUUUUUUGUUAUAUAUAAUUUUUUUAUUAACAAUUUGAAUAUUAAAAUAGUUAAGGGGGAAAAUACCUUUUUAUAUGCUAAUUUAUUAUCUCGAUUUUUAUAUUUUUAUAAUUAUAAUAUAAGUCAGUAUAGUAAAAUCAUAUAUAUAUUUAUAUUUAUAAUAAAUCAUCAAGAAAUAAUAAGUAUGUUACCAAAAAUUGAUGAUCAAAAAUUAAAAAAAAAUUAUUUGAAUUUUUUUAAAACCAAUGAUUCCUUAUUUAAUUUUUUUAACGAUAUAUUUAAAUUUGUACAAUCAUAUCAAACGGAUAAAAAAAAGAAAAUAGAUAAAAAUAUUAUCCCUUUAAAAAUAAAUAAUAAUAUUAAUAUAUCCGUACGUGAUCCAAUGAAAUAUAGAUUAAUCAUAAAUAUAAAUGUGGAUGAUUAUUUAUGUGAAAAACGAAUUAUUAGACCAUUCGAAAUAAAAAAUGGCUUCUAUGUAGAUUCUGAAUUAUUAAAUGAAUUAUGUUUUAGUCCAUUCAAAAAAUUAUAUAAAUACUUAAGAAAAAUAAGAAAUAACAACCAAAUAGAUAGUGUACUGCAUGUAGGUAUAGAUACAAAAUUAAAUCAUGAUAAAAAGGAUAUUGGUACAGUAGACAAGGAAAAAAAAAAUAUAUAUAUGGAGAAGACAUGUGUAAAUAUAGAAACAGCUUUUAAGAAUAACGAUUCAAAUGUUAUGUUUGAUGAUAAUAUUAAUAAAAAAAAACAAGAAGAAAUGAUUAUACCUACGAUGCAUGAAAAUAACGUAAAAAAAAUUUCGAAUAUGAAUGAAAAAAUGGAUAAUGAGGAUAAGAAGAGAAACAAAAUAUUAAAUUUUGAUUUUGAGAAUUCUAAUUUUUCUUGUCAGAAUAGUUAUUCAAAAAAUUUUAUAAGGAAUAUGAAAAAUGAUUAUAAUAAAUAUUUGGAUUACCAAAAGAAAAAAAUUGAUUAUGAAUUUAUUGGUUUUAGUGUGGAAGAAAUUAAGAUGACGUUUAACAAUAUAAAGAAGUUGAAGGAAUAUGUUAAUAUGUUUGUAUGUAUAAAAGAUAUAUUAUUAGAAAUAUUUAUGGGAGAUAAUAAAUUGUUAGAAUGUAUAAAUGAAUAUAUAGACGAUUCAAUGUAUAUAAAUAAGGAUUUUAUUAAAAAGGAAAAUGACAACAACAAUAAUAAUAAUAAUAAUAAUAAUAAAAAUAAUAAUAAUUAUAAUAGUAGUAGUAGUAGUAGUAAUUUUUAUUCUUUUGAUAAGAAUAAUAAUUUGAAUGAUUAUAGUUUAUCGAGUGAUGAAGAUAUAAAUUUAUUGGCUAAUAAUUAUUUAUAUAAAUUUGGUAUAUUAGGAAAAGCAGAAAAAGAAAUUAAUUUAAAGAUAUUGAUAAGCUGUUUUAUGUCGAAAUAUGCUUAUGAAUAUUUAAUGCUUAUUAACCCUAAUUUGAAUAGAAGUCAUUCAGAAAAAUAUAUAAAUAUUAUUUUGUUGUAUAUGUUAAUUAUGAAUAGAAAAAUCUUUUUACAUGAGUGUAUAAAUAAUGUAAUAAAUAUAUUGAAUAUAUUUAAGGUAUAUAAUUUGAAGUUGAAAAUAUUAAAGCAAAGAGAAAAGGCAUACAAAUCAAGGACAUCACUAGCAUCAACAAAUAGUAGUAUCCUUAACAAUAAUAAUGAUAGUAAUAAUAAUAGUAAUAAUAAUAGUAAUAUACAUAUGAACAGUGAACAUGUGAAUGUUCUUAAUAAAAUUUUAAAUAUCCAAAAAAAAAUUAUUAAUAAAGCUAUAAAUACCAUAAAAUUAGGUACGAAACAAUUAACUCAGCUUACUACUACCGAAAGACAUUACUUUUCUUUAAGAAAUAUUUCUAAUAAUAAAAAGGUGCUAUAUAAAAAUUUAGAAUAUAAUUCAGAUUCUUCAGAUGUAUCUUCCUGUUAUUUUUCUAGUGAUAACAAUGAUUUGGAUGAUAAGGAGAACACGAUGAAUAUCAUGGAGAUGAACAAUGGAAUCAACCACCACAAUAAUUAUAAUAAUAAUAGUAAUAAUAAUAAUAAUAAUAAUAAUAAUUGUAGUAAUAAUCAAGAUGAAGGAAAUGACAAAGUAAAUAAUUCUUCAUGUUAUUAUAUAAAAUAUGGAGAGAAAGAUUUUAAUGUUAAUUAUUAUUAUACAUAUGAUCCUAGACUACUUAUUUUUGAAUAUACGAACAAUUUAAUUAUUAGAAGAAAACAAGUAAAAAUGAUUAAAAAGUUAAAAAGAGAUUUUAUAAAAAAGAAAAAACAAUACUGUUAUCAAAUAAUUAUGGGAGGUGGAAAAACGACGGUAUUAUCACCAUUAUAUUUUUUAAUAUUUUCAAAUUAUUUCUUAAUAUUUAAUAUGUGUCCUCAUCCAUUAAUACAUUUUACAAUGAACAGUUUCCGUUCUAGAUUUUCCUCUAUUAUCAAGAAAAAUAUAUUUUAUUUUAAUUUUAGUCGUUAUAAUAAUAUAACGACAGAUUUAUAUAUUAGUUUAUGUAGUGCUUUAGAAAAUAAAUAUAUAUUAGUAACCAGCCCGACAUGUAUAAAAUCAUUAUUUUUAAAAUUAAUUUCAACUAUACAAGAAUUAAAUAGUAUCAAAACAUUUGACAUGUUAAAACAAAAGGCCAAAACACAUAUUACAGAUGCUUUAACCAAAUUUUUAGGUUUUCAGAAUGAAGAAACGAAAGGUAUAAAUUCUGGUGUAUCAAAUACGAUGUCAUUAGCAAAAACUAGUAUAAAUAACAACAACUAUAAUAAUAUUAAUAAUAAUAAUAAUAAUAAUAUUACUAUGGGUACACAAUUUUCAAAGAAUGGUUCCAUGAGCUCUAUUCCUUCGGAUUACAAUAUGUUAAAGAAACAGUUAGAUUUAUGUGUUCGUAUCUUUGACAUAUUAAAUAAGAGUAUUUUAUUAAUUGAUGAAGUAGAUAAUGUAUUACAUCCAUUAAAAAGUGAAUUACAUUGGCCUUACGGUAUUAAUAGAGAUAUUGAUUUAGUAAAUGUAGUACGAAAUUUUACAGAUAUAUUUAUGAAUAAUCCAUAUUUAAAAUUUUUAUAUAAUAAUAAGGAUGAUGAAAAUGUAGAUAUCAAGAAUGUAAAAAUUUCGAUAACUAAUGAGAUGAAGGCAAAUGAUAAUUUGAUAUAUAAUAUAAAACAUUUGAAGGAGAAUGAAGAAAGAGAGAGAGAACAAAAUAAAUUAUUAAUUAAUUAUAAUACAGAUCAUAUGUUAAAAAAUGAAUAUAAUAUGUAUAAUAAAAUGGAGGAUAUGAUAGGAAGACAUAAGAAUUCGAUUGAUUUAGGUGAAAAGCAUAUUAUGAUGAAUAAUAUGAAUUAUUCAAAAUAUAAAUCUCCUUUAUAUAAUAAGAAGAAAGAAGAUUUAUAUAAUGAUCAUCAUGAUGAUAAUAUUAUAAAUAAUAAAAGUACAGGAUGUGUAGUAACAAGUGGUGAUAUUGUCAAAGCAUUGAAUAAUACAGAGAAAGAUAUAAGUUUUACUCAUAUUGAUUUAAGUUUAUUUAGAUAUAAAUUAUGUUGGAUUUUAAUCGAUUUCUUUUUCUAUCCUAUAUGUAAAAAAUUGACUGUUCCUAUGAAUGUACAUUUUAAUAUAAAUGCUGAUUAUAUUAAUGAUUUGUUAUUAGUUUUUAAUAAGGAAGUAGAUAUCGGUGUAAAGAAUCAUGAUAUUUCUUUUAUACCACAUUUUCAUAUAAUUAAUUAUAAAUGGUAUGAUAAUAUCGUAUGGAUUUUAGCUAGGUAUACUUAUUAUUUUUUAUUAUCGUAUAAGUUCAAUGGUUUAUCACAAAAGAUUGUGGAAUCGUAUUUAUGUAUUCCUCUUUGUAUUGGAUACAACGAUAUUGUAAGUAAUAAAGGAAGAAAUAAUAAUGGAAACAUGAAUUAUGCUACUAUGAGAAGAUUAUUAAAUAUAAAAAAAAUUCACAAUAAAAAUUAUAAUAUGAAUAUAAAUAAUGUACAUAUGAAUAACAUGAAUGAAUCUGAUAUUUGUUUUUCUAAUGAUUAUCAUUUAAAAAUUUUCGAAAAAAUAAAUCAACUUGAAUUUGUAUUUUGUAAAAUGUUAAAUUUAUGCCGUCUAUAUAUUAAUGGAAUAUUACCAUUCGUAUUUACAAAAAUUAAUACAGUGCAUUAUGGUAUAUUAUCCGUUGAACAAAUUAAUAAGUGUAAAAUUAUUAUGAGUAAAAGUAGAUAUUUCUUAGCAGUACCUUAUAUAGGAAAGGAUACACCUUCUAGUAUGUCUGAAUAUACUAAUGUGGAUGUUGUAGUAGCUUUAACUAUAUUAUCGUAUAGAUAUCAAGGAAUGAGGUAUGUUGAUUUUAUGCUGUCUCUUAAGAAUAUUUUGUAUAAUUAUUCAUUAGAAAAGGAUAAUGAGCAUAUACAAAAGGAUACAUCAGACGAUAGUUCUGAUACGACUUUGAACAAUUUUAUAACGGAUGAAAGUUCAAGUGAAUCUUCUCAUUCUACUAAAGCGUUGUCAGAAGAUUCUACAUCUAGGAAAAGAAAUAUAUCCGAGCGAAGAGACAAUAUAUCCCAAUCUUUAAUAUCAAAAAGUAUAGACAAUGUGAAUGAUUCGGAAAAUACAGAAGAAAGUUUGAAUGAAGAAAAUGGACAAGAAGAUUAUUCUUCCAAUAUUGAAAGCGAUGCAUCUUCUUCUUCGUCAUAUUAUAGUUCAUCGGAUAGUAGAAAUGAUGUGAGUUUAAUAAAUUUGGGAAAGUCUAAUGACAGAGUUAUAUCGUCAACUUGUGUAAAAGAUAUGUCCAUAGAAGAGGAAGCAAAGAUUAAUGGAGACAUACAAAAGGAAGUAAAACAUGACAUAUUUAUUCAUGAAGAAAAUAAUAAAAAGAAACAAAAUAAUAAUAAUAAUAAUAAUAAUAAUAGUAAAAAUAAUGAAAAGUUAAACAAGAGAAAGAAGAAGAAGAAGAAGAAGAAGCAUAUAAAUAAUAAAAAAAACAAUGAGCAUACUUUUAAAAAUGAUGAAAAGAAAUAUACGAAUAGAAGAAAAAGAAAUUUAUAUGGUUCCAAUAAUGAUGAUAAUAAUAAAACUAAUCAGAGAUAUGUUGAAAUAAAAAGCAUGUAUACUUUAUAUAAAGAAAUAAUUGAAAGUAGUGGUGCUAAAAUUUUGAAGACUAAGAAAUAUAUUAAUAAUAGUAAUUUUUUUGAUUAUGAUAAUACUGUAAAAAGAAGAGAAGAGAAAAAAAAAAGUAAAUUAGGAAAUUAUGUAGAUAAUAUAGAUAAAAUAAAUUUAAAUGAUAGUGAAACAUUAUAUAAUCUAUACAAUUUGAUAAAAAUGAAUCCAUUAUUAAUUAGUUAUUUCUUAUUAGGAAUUAUAUUAGAAAAAUAUAUUAAACAUACAGAAAAACAAUUAUCAUCAAAUUCACAAGAUUUUACAAAUAAUAUUUUAUUUAAAUAUGUAUUAGGAUAUAGUGGUACUAGUAAUGAUAUUUUACCUGAAGAAAUAUGUAAAUGUAAAUAUGAAAAGCGAACUAUAGGAUCCAUAUUGAAUAUUAUUAAUGAUACGAACAUCGUUAAUUUUAUAUUUUUACCAUCUAAAUUUUCACCUAUUCAAAUAUUAAAAAGUUUAGGAUAUUCUAAAAUAAAAUUUAAUAGUUUAAUAGACACAGGUUAUUUAAUUAAUAAUAUAUCUCCCAAAAAAGUGGCUUACUACAUUUUACAGUUUCUUGAUUAUAUUGAUUGUUGUAUAUAUAUAGAUAAUGGUAAGCACAUGUGUAUGUUACCUAUGGAAAAGCGACGUUUAAAAAAAAGAAGAAGGAAAAUAAAAAGAAACAAGAACGGAAAGAAUAUCCAAAAGAUGGAAUGUGAUAAUGAAGAGAUGAUUAUCAAUCCUGAUUUAUUGAUGAAAGGAUAUCAAUCAAAAAAUGAGCAGAAUGAAACGAAGACGAAUAUUGUUAAGGAAAAUGAUUUAUAUAAAAAGAAAGUAAAAAAAUCAAAAAAAAGCAAAAAAGAAAGAAAAUCUAAAAAGUGGAACUCAAAGAUAGAGGAUAAUCUUAAUUUUAGUGUUGAAAUUAUUCCUUUACAAGAUUGUUAUGUGCCAAUAAAACGACGAUUUAUAUAUUUUGAUCAUAUAAAUACUUUUGGUCAGGAUAUAAAACAAUACAUUAAUGCGAAUAGUUUAGUAACUGUUAAUAUAGGUAAUGAUAUCUCAUCAUUUAGUCAAGGUGUUUUUAGAUUGAGAUCGAUAGGUAUGAACCAAAAGAUUUUUUUCUUAAUACCUUUGUGUCUUGUGAAAUUAAUGAAUAUAAAUACGAAUUUGUUUAACGAAUUAAUAUAUUCGUCUUUUAUGAAAAAACACGAUACAAACGAUGACAAAAAUAAUAAUAACAGCAGCAAUAAUAAUAAUAAUAAUAAGACUAGUGUCAUGGGGAAGAGGAACAAAAUAAAUAUCAUGAAAAAAUUUCAGAGGUCUAAAAAGGUGAUAAUAAAAAUGUGUAAUAAAAAUUAUAGUGAUGAUAGUAAAUCAGGUUCUGAUUCGGAUCCCAUUCUUUUUAGUAGUACAGAUAGUAGUGAUAGUAAUAAUAGUAAUAAUAGUAAUAAUAGUAGUAAUAGUAGUUAUGAUAAUAAUAAUAAUAUGGAGAAUUAUAUGAAGGAUGUGGAAUUAUUUAGUACAUAUAUAAAUAAUAAUAACGAGAAAUAUAUUUUAAAUAAUGAUUAUAUUGAUGAAGAAAAUAUGCUUUAUAUGAUGGAUUGUUAUAAUAGUAUCUUUUUAGAUAAUGAGGUGAAAGAGAAUGUAUUAAAAGAAUUAACCCAUUUUUUAAUUUUAAAUAAUAUUAAUAAUAAUGUAAAACAAUGUGAAUUAUUAUGUGUACAUGGUAUUGUAAAUUUAAUUAAAAAGAAAAGUAUAAAAACAUUAAUUGAUAAUUAUAUAAAUAUUGGUGUCAUAAGUUAUAAGGAAUAUUUAGAUAUAUUUAAUACUAGUAUAGAUUUCGAUAUACAAACACAAGUACCAUCUAAAAAUAAUUCAUUAUUAUGUAUGGUUCAACUUAUAGAGAAAUUUCAUAAAAUUUUUACUGCACAAGAUGAAUUAUAUAUACAAGAUAUUAUAUAUAAAUAUUUUUGUUUACAUUAUGAUUUUUCUAAUAAAACUAUUUAUAUGUAUUUUGAUGCUUUUUUUCCGAAAAAAUAUUUUUUAAAAAUGAAUGUGUCACAAGUAAUAUUAGAUUUAUUCAACAAAUUGAAGAAAAUUAAAAAAGAUAACUUGAUAUUAAACAAGAAAAAAAUACUCAUGAAAACAUCUGACAAUAAUUGUGGUAUAUAUAAUAAUUAUAAUAAUGAUGAUGAUGAUGAUAAUAAUAGUAAUAUAGAUAAUCAUUUGUUUAGUAUGGAAAAUGAACAAGAAAAGGAAAAGGAAAAGGAGAAGGAAAAAGAAAAGGAAAAAGAAAAGGAGAAGGAAAAAGAAAAAGAAAAAGAAAAAGAAGAAGAAAAAAUCGUAGAUGAUCCAAAAAAGAAAAAUAUAAAAUAUAAAAAAGAUGAAUAUAAAUUAUAUCAUUGGACUGUAGACGAUAUUAAUAUUGACUUAUAUGGCAUGCCAAAUAAAGAUCAUAUUAAUAAUAAAAGUACAAAAAAUUUUAUGAAUAAUAAAAUUAAUGAAACGUUUAAAAAAUUAAGAGAUGAUGGGCCAUUAUUUAUACCUUUGAACAAAAUGUGUGUGAACGAUAUAUAUUUGAACUUUCCUUCCUAUAUAUAUGUAUCUAAAAAUUUUAUAAAUAAUGAGAAUAUAAAUACGAAAAGGGUAAAAAAAUUGAAGAAUGUGUUGGUAGUUAUAGAGUGUGUUUAUAAUAACACGAAGGGGUAUGAUAUUAACAUGGACGAUAAGAACACCAUUAAUAAUGUGAGCAAUAUGGAUAAUAUGAACAGUAUGAACAAUACCUGUAGUAUCAAUUAUAUGAAUAAUAAUAACUGUAGUAUCAAUUAUAUGAAUAAUAAUUAUGAUGUAUAUGGAGAAAGAGAUAUACUUAAAAAUAUUUGGAAUAUAUUAAAUGAAAGCGACAAUAUUGAAGAAAUGUUAAAUAUAUUAGAUAUUAACGCAUUUAAAUAUUCUUAUGAUUUAUCAAAUGUUAUAAGAAAUUAUUUAGAUAAGAAUAGAAAUGUAAAUAAUAAUUCUUUUAUAAAUUUUACAAAUAUUUUGAAUGAAUUGGAGUUAUAUUUUUGUAACGGUAACAAGAAAUAUAUUAUUGUAAGUUUACAAGAAGCAGAGACGUUGAGAUAUCAUGUACAUAAAAGAUCGAACAUUCAAAAAAUUUAUGAAGCCUUUUUUAGGAGUACAGUACAUGUGAAUAAUAAGGAACAAAUAAAAUGUAUGUAUAAUGAUAAAGAGGAAGAUCAAAAUGUAGAUCAAUAUGUAGAUCAAAAUGUAGAUCAAUAUGUAGAUCAAUAUGUAGAUCAAAAUGUAGAUCAAUAUGUAGAUCAAUAUGUAGAUCAAAAGAAUCAUGAGCAUUUUAAAACAUCCAAACUUUGUGUUCAGGAUAAUAUUAAUAAUAAUUAUAAAGAGAAGGAAAAUAUGAACAUAUUUGAUAUAAUAGAAGAAAAAAACAAUAAUAAAAAGAACCACAUUAGUAAUAAUAAUGUUGUUGAUGUGGACAUAGGUAAAAACAUUUCAAACGAUAUAGAUACAUAUAUUAAGGAUAAUAUGAAUGAUGAUAAUUUGUUAAAUGAUCCUUGGGGAUUACAAGAAAAUAUUCCUAAUAUCAAUUUGAUUGGUGAUAAAUCAAAUGAUAGUAUAGAUAAUUUUUUUUCAGGAAAUAUGGAUAAAAUAAAUAAUAAAAAUAUUGUUGAACAUAAUAAUAUAGAUAAGAUAGAUAAUAAAAUAGAAAAGAAAGAGAAUACAUAUAAUAAGAAUAUUCUAGAUAUAAUGAAUAUUAAAGAUUGUGGUCAAAAUAUGUUAAUUGCUUGUAAUAAUAUUAAUAUAAAUAUUUAUAAUUAUAAUUUUUGGUUUACUCCUAUAGAAAUUAGUGAUAAGAAUAAUUUAAGAAAAUAUUUGUCAAGACAAAUACAAAUUGUUUAUAGUGUUUGUAAAUUUUUUAAUUCUGAUCGUAAAUUUAUUGAUGCUCAUGUAAAUUUAUUAUUACAAUAUUUAAAUUUUAAUCCACCUAAACAUCGUUUUAAUUAUUUUAACGAAUUAUAUUUAAUAAGAAGACUUAUGAAAGAAAACCAAAAUAGUGGUCUUAAAAAUAUUGAAAAGAAUUUUUAUGCACCUAAAAAAUUACAACUUGAAAUUUUAGAGAAAAAAUUAUUUGAAGGUAAUGGUGAUAUAUACGCUUUUAAAGUUAUUCAGGAAAGGGUAAGGCAAAGUUUAAAAGGGAAAAAUUUAACAUUACAAAAAAUAUUUGAAAAAGAUUUAAAUUAUAUAUGUACUAUGGAAGAUAUAAGAAUAGUAUUCGAUUAUUUAAAUAUAAGGGAUAAGAAUUGUAUUAACAUAUUAUUUGAUGUAUUAGGAAGAAAUAUUACUCUGCAUGAAUUAUGUUUAUUUCUUAAUCCCGUAGAAAAUAGAAGAGAUAAAAAGUACAAUCGUUUAGAAAAAAAUAAAAGGAUGAAUGGAAAUAUGCUACAGAAUGAUAUGAAUUAUAUAAAUAAUAAUAUAUUACAAACACAAAAUAUAGGUAUUCAAAAUAAGGGGAACAAUAAUAAUAAUAAUAAUAAUUACAUUGAUCAUCAACAUAAUAAUCUUAUAAGAGAUAUCGAAAAACAUUUAAAGAAUUUUAGAUUUAGUUUAACAGAACAUACACAUAUGAAAUUAGUAUGGUCAGGAAAAAUAGCACACCAGAGAAUACAUCAUGAUAUGACACAUGAGAAUAAUAAAAACGAAAUGUGUAGUAUGAAUAAUAUAAAUCCUUCAUCAUAUAAUUUUGCUAAAAAUGAAUCACACCACAACAAUAUGAAUAAUAACAAGAACAGCUUUAGUAAUAAUAAUAAUAAUAAUAAUAAUCAAUAUGAUUAUGUGAAGAAAUCAUCAACAAAUGAUUUAAUCAGUGAUAUAUUUUAUACAUUCCAAAAUAAAACCCAUAAUAGAGAUGAAAUAAAUCUAUUAAGUAAUACAAAUCAACAAAAUAAUAUUAAUAAGAUGUCAUAUAAUGAGGAUAUGUUUUAUAUAUAUGAAGCUGAAAAUGUUGAUCCAAAGGAUAGAGGAAUUAUGAGUAAAAAUAAACAUAAAAUUGUAUGCGGUCAUUACGCAUCAAAUAAAAUGUAUGAUAUUAAUAAUAAUAAUAAUAAUAUAAAUAAUAAUUGUAGUAAUAAUAUAUAUAACAGUAUUAAUGCUUUUCCAAUUAUUGAAAUGACGGAUAUUACUAUUAAUAGUAUGUAUACAAGUACAUCAGGAAAUGAUAUGCUAAAUUUAUUAUUUCCAUAUCCAAAAAAAUAUCUUUUAUUAUGGCAUGAAGAUUAUUCUUUAAAAAAUGUAAAUGAAUGUUUACAUAUAUGGAAACCUAUCUUGUCUUCUUCAGCUCAUUUUUCCAAUAAUAUUUUUGUUGGUCAUGUAGCUACAGUAGGACCACAAAGCCCACCAUUAAAUAAAAUUAGAGCUAUUCCAAAGGUACUUGUAAAAAAUGUUCAAUCAAAAAAAUAUUCCACUUUUUUUGCGGACAAUAGUUUUGCUAUUGAUAAUUCUGGUGUUUUCAGAACAUUAAACAUACACUUUUUUAAUGGCUUGGAGUUCAAAAAUUAUGAAGAAUUUUCCUUUAGGAACUUUUCCUUAAGUAUUAUUUCCAAGAUGAAAAAAAUAAAAUCUGUGAAUGAAGAUAUAUUUAAUUUGUGGGGAGAUGAAAAUAAUGAAAUUGAACAAGACGAAGAUGACGAAUCUUCGUCAGAAUGGGAAAUUAUUGCGCAACCUUUUUAA
Messenger RNA from Plasmodium falciparum 3D7, 21549 nucleotides. RefSeq lists its product as uncharacterized. Gene Ontology annotation, molecular function: cysteine-type deubiquitinase activity. NCBI's taxonomy places the organism in Eukaryota, Apicomplexa, Aconoidasida, Haemosporida, Plasmodiidae. The record is from RefSeq and is a predicted model, not a curated record.